Paramecium sonneborni is the source of this 512-nucleotide messenger RNA. The record is from the annotation of a GenBank genome assembly. NCBI's taxonomy places the organism in Eukaryota, Ciliophora, Oligohymenophorea, Peniculida, Parameciidae.
AUGGAUAUUAUAAGAUAUUAUAAGAAAGAUUAUUUAAUAAUAAUAAGAUAUUGUGGAAUAAUAAUUAAUAUAUUGUAAUAUAUCAUUCUUCCCCCCCCCUAAGUUGUCAAUUAAACCAUAUAAAAAUUCCUUAACCUUUACAUCUAAUAUAUUAUCAAGUAACUUUUAGAAUAUGGUAGAAAUCUGAACUAAAAUAUUAGAAAAUUAAAGAUAUUGAACAUUAUCUAAAUUAAGUUCCUACAAGGAUAAUACAUUAAAAGACUGAUAAAUUAAAAGUAAUAGAGAGAUCUGAAGUUCACGUGGGGUUAUUACCUAAUUGUUAAAGUGUUUCUAUUAUUAAUAAAUUUCACUUAUACUAUCUAAAAUUAAGAUAUUUCAGAAAAGUGAUCUUAUUCGAUUUUCUAGCAUGUCAUCAAUUACUUUUGCUAUCACCAUGAUGAUAACUUUGCUAAAUUUUAGUAAAUAUCAAUAUGAUAUUCAUAAGUAGUUUACUAAAAGUUUAGAAUCUUGAG